Messenger RNA from Saitoella complicata NRRL Y-17804, 1236 nucleotides. RefSeq lists its product as uncharacterized. The record is from RefSeq and is a predicted model, not a curated record. Bases 1 to 1236 code for a protein of 411 amino acids. The transcript has a single exon. NCBI's taxonomy places the organism in Eukaryota, Fungi, Ascomycota, Saitoellomycetes, Saitoellales, Saitoellaceae. Gene Ontology annotation, cellular component: cytoplasm.
AUGGGUAACGCUUCAACGAAGCACUCGCUAAACCGCACCCCCUCCCUCCCCAACCCAAAUAAUCCACAUACUCACCGUCAGCGUGCUCCUUCGCGGCCGGCUCUGUCUCCGCUCGAUCCAAGUAUCACGUCCAUCGAUGGCGGAUAUCUCCAACCGCAAGGAGUCUACGCAACGCAGGAUUACGACUUGGUUCGGGUACAGCAUCAAAUAUACCAUCGACGUGUCGCGCCGUUUUAUAUCGGUCUACCAGAUUUUGAGGAGGACUGGACGGAAGAAGAGUUGGCGAAGGCAGUGCAAUUCGCGGAAGAUGCAGCGGGUGCGAAGAGACGACAGGCGCGUGCCGAGGAGGAAGGAAAAGAGAAGGAGAAAGACAAAGAAGGGAAGAGACGAAGUACCAGCAUCUCAAACACCGAACUGCUGAGCGUUCCCUCGCCCUCGAAAUCUCGACCACGAGCAGUGACGAUGGGAUCAACCGAUUCCGUCCACCGCGUCGGCCCCGCAAGACCCACCCACGGAAACAGAAUCAACCGUCCCUCCCCCCACACAAUCUGGAAAAACGCCCUCGAAUGCCCCAUCUGUUUCCUCUUUUACCCACCCAAUAUCAACCACACACGCUGUUGUGCACAACCCAUCUGCACCGAAUGCUUCGUCCAAAUCAAGCGUCCCGAUCCGGCGCCGUCGACGACGCCUCCUUAUGGGCUGGAGUCCACGCCGGCUACGUGUCCGUUCUGCGUGGAGGGUGAGUUUGGGGUCGUGUACGAGAAGCCAGGCUGGGCUGGCGAACGGUCUGGGCGGAGUCGGAGUCCGAGUAUGUUGGAGGUUGCGGAGGCGGCGGGGCUUGGAGGGGAGGGGGAGAGUAACGAGGCGGCGUUGCCUGUCCCUGGUCCGCCUGUGCGGAUUAGUUCGACGGGGAUGAAAACGUACCCGGCGAACCACCCCGCCGUAACACUCACGGACCUCCUCCGCCCGAACUGGGAAUCAGAUCUUCUGCGCGCGAGAGCGAGGGCGGCGAGGAGGGCUGCUGCGCAGGCGCAGUUACAGAAUUUCCAGUUGACCGCGAGGGAGCGGGAGAGAGAGGAGAGGAGGCGGUUGAGGAGGGAGGGGAGAGAGAGGGAGAGGGAGGCGACUGGACGGAUGGGGAGGGAGGAGUUGGAGGAGAUGAUGGUUGCGGAGGCUAUGAGGUUGAGUUUGAGGGAGACGGAGGAGAGGCAGAGGAGGGGGAGUUCGAGUAGGUAA